Orbicella faveolata is the source of this 1601-nucleotide messenger RNA. Its product is annotated as coiled-coil domain-containing protein 6-like. The record is from RefSeq and is a predicted model, not a curated record. Lineage: Eukaryota; Metazoa; Cnidaria; Anthozoa; Scleractinia; Merulinidae.
CUGUGGUGCAUUGUGGUGUGUUUCCAACAUGGCGGGCUCCUUGAGCUCUUCAAUGGAAGGCACGGGAUUUAGCGACAGUGACAUGAGUGCAGACGAAAGCACCUCAUCUGUUGCUCACAGAGAAAAAAAUUUAAUGUCCCUUUUGAAGCAGGAGAAUAGAGUAUUAAAAAUGGAACUGGAAACAUGUAAAUUACGCUGUAAACAACUGCAGGAAGAAAACAGAGCUCUUCGCCAGGCGAGCGUCUCUAUUCAAGCUAAAGCAGAGCAAGAGGAAGAGUUUAUAUCCAACACUUUGUUGAAGAAGAUUCAGUCACUUAAGAAAGAAAAAGAAACCUUGGCAAUGAAUUAUGAACAAGAGGAAGAAUUUCUUACCAAUGAUUUGUCACGGAAACUAAUGCAGUUACGUCAAGAAAAGAUUCAGUUGGAACAAACAUUAGAACAAGAGCAAGAAUAUCAAGUAAACAAACUAAUGAGAAAGAUUGAUAAACUUGAAUCAGAUGUCACCUCAAAACAGACCACUCUGGAACAGCUGAGGAAAGAAAAAGUGGAUCUUGAAAACACAUUGGAACAAGAACAAGAAUUGUUAGUCAACAGACUUUGGAAAAGGAUGGACAGACUGGAGGCAGAGAAGAGAAUGCUCCAAGAGAAGUUAGAAGAACCUAUUUCUGAGCCGCCCUCCCCCCGACAGUUUGCAGAUGGAGAGGAUGCGGUGGGCGACUUAGCGUCCCACAUCACAUCACUGAGAGAAGAAAUCAGGAAACUUAAACAACAACUGGCUAAGUCUGAAGCUGACUACUGUGAAAAGAUGGCAGCUUAUGCGAAAGAGGAACGCCAUAUCAAGGAAGAAAACAUUAGAUUACAGAGGAAACUGUUGCGAGAAAUGGAGAGAAGAGAAGCGCUAAGCCGACAGCUGUCAGAGAGUGAGUCAAGUCUGGAGAUGGAUGAUGAGAGGCACUUCAACGAGAUGACCUCUCACGGGACUUCAGUGAGGGACCGCACGUCAUCAAGUCCCCUUCCGUUAAGUACCAACAGACCCAUAUCUCCGGGGUAUGGCUUCACUCCACCAUCACCGCGCAUGCCUAGGUAUCCUUCCAAUGAGAGGUUGAGUGGAUCCCAUUCCUCCGCAAACUCUUCACCUCCAACUCACACAGUACAGAGAGGUCAGCGGACUCAGUCUUCCCCAGGCACAUCAUCACACGGACCCAGGCCCUCCUCAGGAUCAUGAGUAUGAACAAUGAUAUAGGCUCUUGCUGAGCAAAUUGGCAUGUAUCAGUGUACCCCCGUGUAAGACAGUACAUUGGCGCUUCGCUGUACUUGAUGUGAACAAUAUCUGCCCAAAAAACUAUUAGGGUACCGAUUUUUAUGAAAGGUCUUUAAAUGGUGUAAAAUUCCAAUGAAUCACUGAUGGAGAUAUAGAGUAACAAGAAUUGUUGGUGUAUAUUUGUUUGAAUGUAGGUGUUACGCGAGGUAGUUAAGUUGUUUUACAGCAAUAAGUGAUGACAAAGUUGUGAUAUUUUUCAGUUGGAGUGGUUUUCCAAUGUCCAGUCAAAGUGCUUGUAAAACUGAUCACAUUGAAGUAAACUGGCCGAUCUUCUAUUUUA